GAAAUGCGCUGGCAGAUGGGGGAGCAAGUCCGAGGUCUUGACUCUCAGGCAGAGAGUCGGCAACAGUUGCUCCAAGAUGUGGCUGACUUCCUGCGCCGGAAGGCUGAAGUGGAACAAGAAUAUUCCCGAGGACUUGAGAAAUUGUCUGAACGCUUCUCGGCUAAGAUACGUGGCUCCAAGGAGCAUCAGAAUUUCAGGAAGGAUCAGAAUCUCCCUUCUCCUUUGAAUUGCUGGUAUACAAUACUGAAUCAAACACGGCAGGCAAGCCGGGAUCAUGGAGCACUGAGUGAAAUCUACACAGGGCAUUUGGUGCUUCGGUUGGUGCACAUCAGCGAGGAUGUGGGGCGAUUGGCCCGGAAAAGCAAAGAGAUGGAACAGCAGAUGCAGGAUGAGCUCCUGAAGGCAAUUUCAGAGUUGCAGAUGGCUAUGAAGUCAUACCAGACAUACCGCAUUGAUUGUCUGAAUGCUGAGGCAAAGCUGCGUGAGGCUGAACGGCAAGAGGAGAAACGCAGUGGCGGAAAGCAUUCUGAUCCUAGUGGAUCCCCGGGUGGGGCAGGACUUGACAAAAACCCCCGUCGCACUUCACUUCGGAAGGUGGAGCGCCUCCUGGAAAAGAGACAGUCAAAAUUCCUGGAAAGCAAGCUGAAAUGUGCCAAGGCUCGGAAUGAUUACUUGUUGAAUCUACACACUGCUAACUCUGCCAUGAGCAACUACUAUGUACGCGAUGUGGCCGACCUGCUAGAUUGUUUUGACCUUGGUUUCCACCUUUCGCUGGGCAAAGUACUGAGGACCUACCUAGCCGCAGAGUCACGGGCCCAAGCAUCUUGGCAACAGGGCCUAUGCGCCAUUGAAGGGGCAGUUGAUGCUUUGGAUCCAUUGGGAGAUAAGUCCAGGAUGAUGGAGGCCAACCCUGCAGCUUAUUGCCCUCCUCUGUCAUUUGACUACCAGCCUCAUGAAGGUGAUGAGGUAUCUGAAGUCCGGGCUGAGGGUCCACUGAGAAAUGAACUAGUUUCCCGUUUCCAGCACAUUCAGUCCCGCCUCAAUGCCAUCACCCUGGAGACAGAUGAAGUCAACAAGACUCUGAAGGCUACCUUGCAAAGUCUGAUAGAUCUUGUGACAGCAGAGGAGCCAGAGGCACUUGAUGCCUUUCAAGGCUGUCAGUCUACAGAGUCACUCAAGUCCACCGGUUCUGAUGCUGGUGGGAAGCAAGCAUUGGCAAAACGCCGGGCCAACCAGCAAGAUACGGAAAGCUUCUAUAUCAUGAAAUUCAAAGAAUAUCUCUCUGGACGAAGUAUUCAAACAAAAUUGCAAGCAAAGCAUGACCAAAUGAAGGAAGCGAUAGAGAAAGGUGCUGCGGUGGAUAGAGAAUUAGCCAGGCCACAGUCCCAGCGCAUCCGGCGGUCCCGCCCUCCCUCGCACUAUCAUCACCAGCUCUUCGAGGGUGACCUACAGGCCUUCUUGGAGGCCUCAGGCCAAGCAGUGCCCCUUGUGGUGGAAAGUUGCAUCCGCUUCAUCAACCUCCAUGGCCUCCAGCAUGAAGGUAUUUUCCGUGUGCCUGGAUCUCAAGCACAAGUAGCAGAGAUCAGGAAUGCCUUUGAGAAAGGUGAGGACCCCUUAGCAGAUAGCUAUGUACAGCAUGACUUGGAUUCAGUGGCUGGAGUGCUAAAAUUGUACUUUCGGGGACUGGAGAAACCUCUCUUUCCUUAUGAUAUUGUUCCUGAGCUGCUGGCCAAAGCCCACCUGGAACCUUUAGCUGAGCGCAUCUCACACCUCCGGGCUCUCAUUUCUCAGCUUCCAUCUGCAGUACUGGUGGUUCUGCGGUACCUCUUUGCUUUCCUCAACCAUUUAUCUCAAUACAGCGAUGAGAAUAUGAUGGACCCCCACAACCUAGCUGUCUGCUUUGGCCCCACCCUGGUGACGGUACCUGCGGGCCAGGAUGCCGUGUCAGUGCAGCCUCACAUCAAUGAGGUGGUAAAGUGCCUGAUCGUCCAUCAUGAAGCCAUCUUUCCUGGAGUUAAUCAGUUGCCUGGGCCCCAGUAUGAGAAAGUCAUGGCUCUGGCUGAAGAAGAAUACUGUGAUGUCUUGCCCCUUGAGACUACAGCAGAAGAGCCCGAGACUGAGGGGACCCCAGAAACUCCAGCAAGUGAGGAUGAAGGCGACUCCCAAUCAGAAGCUGUGCCCCGCUCUGGUCCCAUAGCUCAACCUGAAGAGCGGUUUGUGCGAGGAAUCCCAGUUGGCUGGCGGCGAGGUGAACGUGGUGGCAACCGAGGAUUAGUACCACCCAUUGUCUUACCAGACAGUGAAAAACAAUCUAACACCCGCAGUUCCAGGUUAGAGAUUGAUACUGGACCAUCUCUGGAGGAACUGCUCCCUGAACCCACAAGCAGGCUGCGUGUCAAUUCAGAUGUGAGCCGCCAGCGUGGAGGGAGCAGCCCCAUUCGCAAAUUGGCAUCACCGUUCAUGGAUGGGGGCCGCCUGCCCUUUCCCAUCCUUCAACCAACCCAGGCCAAGACCUUUCACCCUGUUGAUCGGCCAGAUCGCUGGAAUGAAGUUUCUCCACGGAACUGGGCUGGCAAUAACUUUGAGAGACAAGGACCAGUGGAGAAACGGGUAGAGAUAGACCGGGAGGUUGCCAGAAAUAUGGAUUCUGUGUUCAAAGAACUUCUUGGGAAAACUACUCUGAAGCACACAGGGAUUUGUGACCCUCCCAAUCAUUCUGAACCCCCAAAGAGCAAUUCUUUGGCUAAGAAGGGUAUCACCCCUGCCAAGCCAGCCUCUUCAAACAGGGCGCUUCUGCGGGGCAAAGGGGUCUUCAAGUCUUUGGGAAAUGGAGAGUAAGUCAAAUUUGACAUGGGGAAAAGCACCCCCAUUGUGACUUGCCCAAUA
Molecule: messenger RNA, 2886 nt
Organism: Protobothrops mucrosquamatus (brown spotted pit viper)
Lineage: Eukaryota; Metazoa; Chordata; Lepidosauria; Squamata; Viperidae
Gene: ARHGAP4
Product: Rho GTPase activating protein 4
Exons: 22
Coding region: 4-2838 (944 amino acids)
Biological process (GO): negative regulation of cell migration; signal transduction
Cellular component (GO): cytoplasm
Source: RefSeq, a predicted model, not a curated record